UCUCGGAUUGUCUUUGGACUUUCCUUUCAAUCUACCUAUUCACCAAGCAGUAGCUUUUCUGCCGGUCUCAACUAUUUUAGGGAAAAUAAGCAUAAUGGCACCUGUUACUGAGAAUCCAAACCCAAAGGGAAUAAAUGCAGUUCUACUUGGUCCACCUGGAGCUGGAAAGGGAACACAGGCUCCAAUGAUGGCAGAAAAGUACUGUGUGUGUCAUUUGUCAACAGGUGACAUGUUACGAGCUGUUGUUGCCUCUGGUUCAGCCCUGGGAAAGAGAUGUAAGGAUGUGAUGGACAAAGGCCAGUUAGUCAGUGAUGACUUGGUUGUAGAACUGAUUGAUGAGAAUUUAGGGAAACCCAUGUGUAGGAAUGGAUUUCUAUUGGACGGCUUUCCCAGGACUGUCAAACAAGCUGAAGCUUUAGACAACUUACUAGUAAAAAGGCAGACCAAGUUAGAUGCCUGUGUAGAGUUUGCUAUAGAUGAUUCACUGCUGGUCAGGAGAAUUACAGGACGUCUGUUUCAUAUGAAGAGUGGCAGGUCCUACCAUGUGGAAUUCAACCCACCAAAGUUCCCAAUGAAGGAUGAUAUGACAGGUGAACCUCUUAUAAGACGCUCUGACGAUAAUGAAGAAGCACUGAAGAAAAGAUUAGAGGCUUAUCAUAACCAAACAAAACCAUUAGUUGAUUAUUACGCUAAAAGAGGUAUCCACACAGCCGUCGAUGCCUCAAAACCACCAAAAGAAGUUUUUGCUGCAAUAAAAGAAAUUUUUGCACCAAAAGUGCUAACACAGGAUAGUCCUGAAGGUCAAGGAGUUUUAGGAAAAUUAAGAAGUAUGGCUGGAAAAUAACAUUUACAAAUUAUAUAAACAAUAAAGUACACUAAAGAUGAUUUAGUUGAAAAUGAAAUUUUGACUGAUUUUUUUUUCUGAGAAACUGGUAAUUGUAGAUUAUUCAUUCUAAAAUACUGUAAAUUCAGAAAUCAUUGCAUAUAUCUAUUAUUGCCAUUUUGUCAUUUAAGAAUAUAUAUUAAAUUUGAAAUAAUGUUUGCUAUAUUGAGAAAAAUCAUGUUUAAUUCAUAUAAAAAAUUUCAAAAUGAGAGUUAAAAAUUAUUGUGAUUAUAACCGGUCAUAUUUUCACAAUGAUAAAAACUUUGCAAUAAUUUCUGAUUUUACAGUUCCAGUCUGUAGAUUUCCACAGGUGAUAUUUGACAGGGUCGUAAGUCAGUGUUAUCAAUUUCAAAACCUUGUUUGUAAGUUUCAUAGAUGACAAUGGAAAGUCACUUGCAAUCACUAGCAAUCACUCUGAUUCACUGUGAAUCACUCAACACCAGCAAUCAAUAUUUUUUUAUCUGAAUUUUCUAGUGUGUACUGUUGUAGUUAAGUUUUUAGUCCACUUAUAUUAAAUAAAUUUAGUGUGAUCUCACCAUUACAAAAGUAGAAAUUUAUAUCUAUAUUAAUAAUACUUUGUGUGUGAAUAUUGUUAAUCAUAAAAUAGCUGUAUUUUUCAACUGUCUCUUUUUAUUCGAGUGUAACUGUAGGAUUUUCUAAUUAUAACUAGCCGUCCAUUCAUUUUUAUUGUGAAUUUCAUCCUUAAAAACAAAGAAAGGAUUGUUAAAAUUUUGAUAUGUUCAAAUUUUAGACUACGCAUGAUAGAAAAAAAAUAUGCAUCACAAUUGAUAAAUGGAUGACUUCUAACUAAAAUGUUUUUCCUUUGAUUUCAAUUUGUUUUUAUGCCAUAAUCAUGAUAAUGGUCCAUUGGAAGUAUUUUACAGAUUAACACAAUCCACUUUGAUUUGGGCGUUGAGAAAAGAUUUCUAUUUUUCAAAAUAAAAAUUAAAGAAUCAUAGAAUGCUUUAUAAAGCACCUUGCAUAAAGGUAUUUACUGUGGAUUCAUUAUUAUUCGUUGGAUACCAAUUUUAGUGGGUACAGGUGAACCACGAAUCCAUAUGUUCAACGAAUUACUAAUUUUCUAUAGGCUUUGUACAUAGAAAUCGUCAAACCACAAAUUCAGAUAUUUUCUUUAAUCCACGAAAAUUGAUAUCCACGAAAAUAAAUGAAUUCACAGCACACUUUUGGUACAUAGAUGAAAUUUGCCUCCGAAUAACUGUAGAUCGCCUCCAAAUAACCUUCUGAUGUUAAAGCAACAAUCACUUUUUCACUGUGACGUCAAACGUUUUGAAUUAUGAUGUCAAAGUUUACAGUAACUGGUGUGAUUUGGUAUAAUGGAGGACAAAUUUGCAUACAAGUGUAAAUACAUAUAUUUAACCAGACAGCAAAUUCAACAUACUGAUAGCUCAGGAGAUCUCAAUAAGAAUAAGUUGUUCUGAAGUUAUUUUAAAUAACAUAUUACUGUGGAUUCAUUAUUAUUCGUUGGAUAUCAAUUUUUUGUUGAUUUUGUGGGUACAGGUGAACCACGAAAUUUAAUGUGCAAUGAAUGACAGAUUUUAUAUAGGUGUGUAUGCAGACUAUGGCAAAACCACAAUAUUAGAUAUCCAUAAAUGUGUCAUUUUUCCUUCAUCCAUGAAAAUUGGUACCCACAAAAUUGAAUGAAUCCACAGUUUCUUCUUUCAGGCAGUAUAAUAUUUUUUUUUUUAUUAUUUAUUUAAAAGUUACAUGUUAUGAUGUUUCUUUUUAUUGGUGUAAUUUUCCUUUAUAAUUUCCAAAGCAGUAAAUGUGGCCUUAGGUGAUUGAUAUUUGCAGAGAGGUCUUAGUUGUGGAACUGUUGUAUUAUCUAGCCUGUCAACACUGAGGUUGUAAGUUAGAAUUAUGCACAUGUUGCUUGGCUUCAAUCUUUAAUGUCUAGAUUUUUUAUUAUUAUUAAGGUCGUGGUUCUUUCCAGGCACUCUAGCUUCCUCCAUCAAUAAAUUAUUACUGUCCAGAAAUAGCACAACAGUAACAUGAACCGCCUAUCAAUCUUUCAGUCAUUUUAUAAUUUUGAAGCAGUAAAUGUGGUUUUGGUUGAUUGGUAUUUCCUUUCAGUGUGAUGUAGCCAAAACUCAUAAUUGCUUUUCUCAAAAUUAACUUUGUGCUGGAUUUGCUUUAUCAAGCCCCAAUUUUGCACUACUGAGUAGAAAUAAACUCAUCAUAGAUACAAGGACUAAAUUUAGUUUAUACACCAUAUGCGUUUCAAGUUUCAUGACCAAAAAUUUAAGGUGCGGUAUUGUUUUCAGUUCUUAUAAGAUUCCUGAUAGCCUAUGUAUUUUUCUUUGACAGAAUUUCAUUGUCCCCCCCCCACAUUCCAAAAACAUUUUAUCAGGUUUGUUUACUAUUUUCAUGAAUGGGUUGUUUGCUGCCAAAGUAAAAAUGUUAGUUCAUGUUCAUUAUUAUUUAAUUUAUUUAGAUACCUCAAUUUACCAAAAUGUCACAUAGAAAUGAAUAAAAUGUUGGCUUGCUA
Mytilus trossulus (common blue mussel) is the source of this 3389-nucleotide messenger RNA. RefSeq names its product adenylate kinase 2, mitochondrial-like. Gene Ontology annotation, molecular function: ATP binding; AMP kinase activity. The transcript is spliced from 5 exons. The record is from RefSeq and is a predicted model, not a curated record. Bases 95 to 844 code for a protein of 249 amino acids. Gene Ontology annotation, biological process: ADP biosynthetic process. Gene Ontology annotation, cellular component: mitochondrion; cytoplasm. Lineage: Eukaryota; Metazoa; Mollusca; Bivalvia; Mytilida; Mytilidae.